GGCGGGGCUUCGGGCGGGGCACGGUGGGCGGGCGGGGCCGGCGGGGGCCGCGGCCGGGGCCGGGAUCGGGCGCGUUUCGGGGCCGGAGGGGCCUGGGGCCGUGGCAGACCAUGGCGAGCUCGGAGCGGAGCGCGCUGCUCACGUACCGCCUGUGCGGCGGCUCGGGCGAGGAGGAGAGGGGCCGGGAGCGCGGCCGGGCCGCCGCCACCGCCGCCGCCCCCCGCAAGCUGCCCACCUUCCUGGGCGUUGUGGUACCCACGCUCCUCUCCAUGUUCAGCGUCGUCCUCUUCCUGCGCCUCGGGUUUGUGGUGGGCCAUGCUGGGUUGUACCAAGCCCUGGCCAUGUUCGCUGUGGCAUACUUCAUCAUUGGCAUGACAGUGCUAUCUGUGUGUGCCAUUGCCACCAACGGGGCUCUGGAUGCCGGAGGAGCCUACUAUAUGAUCAGCCGUGCCCUGGGCCCAGAGUUUGGGGGCAGCAUUGGGAUCAUGUUUUUCCUGGCCAACGUGUGUGGCAGUGCCCUCUAUGUGCUGGGGCUGGUGGAGGCACUGGUGGACAGCUUUGGAAUCCCACUUGGGCAAAAAGUGGGCACAGGCUUCCAUGUCCUGCCCCAGAGCUACUGGUAUGAGCUGCUCUAUGGCACCGUGCUGCUGGCGCUGUGCCUCCUUGUGUGCCUUGUGGGUGCCUCCAUCUACGCCAAGGCCACCUUCCUCAUCUUCCUCAUCGUUGCGGGUGUCCUGGGUACCGUCCUCGUCAGCUUCUUUGCCACACGGCCCCUUGGAGUGCCCAUCCACCUGCCCCACCUCAACGGCUCUAAGACUGAGAAUGGCAAUUUCACCGGUUUCUCCCUUACCACCCUACAAGACAACCUGGGGGGUGGGUAUGGGGUGGACUACACCACCGGGCAGAGGAUGAGCUUCAGUUCCGUCUUUGCGGUCAUGUUCAACGGCUGCACCGGCAUCAUGGCAGGCUCCAAUAUGUCAGGGGACCUGAAGCGCCCAAGCUACUCCAUCCCACGGGGCACUAUCUCUGCCGUGCUCUUCACCUACCUCGUCUACAAUCUGCUGGCUUUCCUCAUGAGUGCUACCUGCAGCAGGAUCCUCCUGCAGAAAGACUAUGGCUUCUUGCGUGACAUCAGUAUCUUCCCGCCCCUGGUCACUGUGGGUAUCUACGCUGCCACUCUCUCUGCAGCCAUGAGCAACCUCAUUGGAGCAUCCCGCAUCCUCUAUGCCCUGGCCCGAGAUGAUCUCUUUGGCCGGGCGCUAGCACUGGCCAAGAAGACCUCUGCCAAUGGGAACCCAGUGAUGGCAGUGAUCCUCUCCUGGCUGGUGGUGCAGCUGGUGCUCUUCUCUGGGAAGCUCAACACCAUCGCGGGGGUCGUGACCACCUUCUUCCUCCUGGUUUACGCCACCGUCAACCUGGCCUGCCUGGCACUGGAGUGGGCAUCGGCCCCCAACUUCAGGCCCACCUUCCGGUACUUCACCUGGCACACGUGCCUGCUGGGCAUUGCGGGCUGCUGUGUCAUGAUGUUCCUCAUCAGCCCUGUGUCGGCCUCAGCAAGCCUGGGCUUUCUCCUCCUGCUUCUCCUCGCUCUCCACUACCUCUCGCCCAGCAGCACAUGGGGCUACAUCAGCCAGGCCCUCAUCUUCCACCAGGUGCGGAAGUACCUGCUGAUGCUGGAUGUGCGGAAGGACCAUGUCAAGUUCUGGCGCCCACAGAUGCUGCUGAUGGUGCAGAACCCGCGUGGCAGCGCUCGGCUCAUUGACUUUGUCAAUGACCUCAAGAAGAGCGGCCUUUAUGUCCUGGGCCAUGUCGAGCUGCAGGACUUGGACAUGCUGCCUUCAGACCCACUGCAGCCCCAGCAGGACUCAUGGCUGAGCUUGGUGGACAAGCUGAAUGUCAAGGCCUUUGUCAGCCUCACUCUUGCACCCUCUGUGCGGCAUGGUGUCCGGCAGCUCCUCUUCACCUCUGGCCUCGGUGGGAUGCGCCCCAACACCCUGGUGCUGGGCUUUUAUGAUGAUGCAGCACCGCAGGAUGGUCUAACCCAGCACCCCGCCUUCACCAGUGCCCGUGAGGAGAUCCCCCUGAGCUUCCCCCCGCUGCGGACACCUGCCGCCCCCAAGCUGCUGUCGGCCCGCGAGUACGUGGGCAUUGUGGCUGAUGCCCUGAAGAUGCUUCGCAACGUCCUGCUGGCCCGGCAGCUGGAGAGCCUGGACAAGGCCUGGGAGCUGCGGCGGGCCGCCAGUCCCCCGCCUGCCAUCCACGUGUGGCCUGUCAACCUGCUGCGGCCCGACAGUGCCCGCUAUGCCGACACCUGCAGCCUGUUCCUGCUGCAGAUGGCCUGUGUCCUCAACAUGGCACGGGCCUGGCGACGCGCCCGCCUGCGCCUCUUCCUCUGCGUGGAGGCAGGCACCAUGCCCCAUGCCCAGGAGGAGAAGCUGCGCCAGCUCCUCAAGGACUUGCGUAUCCAGGCGCAGAUCCAGCUGGUGCCCUGGGACACCGUCACCCGCCUGCACUGGCAAACCUGCCGGGGACCGCCGGGGGGGCCUGCCGGGGCGACAGAGGAGGAGGAAGAGACCAUGAACUUCCCAGCCAACGCCACCCAAGUGUCAGAUGAGUAUGUGUGUGCUGCCAACAAACUCGUCCUGGAGCAGAGCCCCGCGCCGGUCAUGCGCUUCCUCUACCUGCCACGGCCGCCGGCUGACACCAGCCUCUACCCACUCUACCUUCACCAGCUGGAGCUGCUCACCCGCGGGCUGGGCCCUACUGUGCUGGUGCACGGGGUGAGUGCCGUCACCAGCACCCAGCUCUAGGUCACCUGCUGGGUCCCCCCACAGCUCCCCGCACCCUCCUUUGCCCAGUGCCUUUAGCAGCCUGAGGGCUGUCCCCAGCCCCCGUACCCCCACCACAGUGGGCAGGGGGUUCAGUGCCUCACGCUGGGGGUGGGUUUUUUUUUGAGGGGGUAUCUCCUGCAGAGGAUGAAAGCUGCCCUGGCAGGAUCCAGGCACAGCCCUUGUGCUGGCCCGGCAGCGCGGUGCAUUCAUGGUGCCUUUUCUUUGGGGUGGUGGAGAACGAUAGUGGGGUCCCAGGGAGUGCCAAGCACUGAGUGCCCCAGUGUGCUGGGAGCCCCUUGCUCAUAUCGUGCACCUCCCUCCCCAUGCUUCCGUACUCCUGCAACCCCCAGCCUCUCCUCCGCCAGCUCCUCCGGGCACCCAGCCAGCAGUGGGGAUUGAUUAAAGGCAGCCUCGACCUUGGUGCCCCGGCUCCUCGCCAUCCUCCCUGCCUUUCAUUAGGAAAAAUUAAAUGGAAAGGGGUGGGGGAGGGGAGCCCAGAUGCCUGAGUUCCCUGUGUGAGGCUGGGAAGGCGGGGAGCAGCUGGGUGCUGGCCCUAAUGGGUGUGAGGUAUGGCACCCCCGAUCUUGCUCAGCACCCCCUCUGCUGCUGGGUGGGAGGGACCCAGAUGCUUCAAUCUGUAGGGCCCCCGUCAAGGGGUCUGAACUCCUGGUUCUGGGAAGGAGGGGGAAAAAGAUUGGCCAGGGGGGAGCCUGGUCCAACCCCUGCAUCCCUUGGUGGUGUUCUGUGACCUGUUUCUUGGGCCAUUGCCAUUUCCCCACACCCAUCAUGACCUGCACAAGGGAAGCUGCCCUUGCUGCCUGCCCCCCCCUCUUAUUGAUUAGAGGAGGGCAGGAAAUUGCCUGGGUACUGGGCGAUAAAUCCAUCGGGUGCCUGGCAGGCAGGCAGUGCGCCCGUGUGCUGCCUGAUGGAUCGUUUCCUAUUAGCCCCAGCACAGAGGGGGCUUCUCCAGGCCAGGCUGGGCUCCAGUGCUGGGGACAAGUGUGGUACUGCUGCCUGUGCCAGCUCUUGCCAAGCCUGGCACUGCCACCUGGCAACUCUGCUCGGUUGGAGGGCUAGAAAAAUGCAGGCGGCUGGGUGCUGCUGGGUGGUGGUAGGAGGCUUGCUCCCUGUGUUUUGCAGUAGGCUGUGCUCAGAUUUGUGCCCAAAUUCCCACCUCAGUGGGUGGCCGGGGGCUAGGGCUGGCUUUGCUCCCCCCAGCAGGAGGUGGGUGCCCCGGGGUGGGCACCGCACAGCCCACAGGGUUUAUUUACAAACAGGGGGGAGCUGGCACAGGGCAGCUGGGCACCAGCGGGACCCGAUGGCCUGUAAUGUUAAUUAUCACCACGUAAUUAAAAGCCCAUAAAAAGCCUCACACUUCAUUAAAUUAAAGCUUCACCGCACUGUGCCGGCAGGCUCUAGCAGAGUUAACCUUGGCCGUGCCAGGCACCAGCUCCACUGCAACUGGGAACCUGUUGCUGGGGGUGUGUGGGACCUGAGACCCAGAUUAUACAGCCCCCACAAUAUAGUAGUGGGGUGCAGCAUUGCACAUGCAUGAGCACCCCCCAGCACCAUUCAUCACCCCUGAGCCAUCUGUGGCUGGACAUGCACGGGGAGCACACAGGGCAUUGCAUGGACAUAUGUGCUCAUGCCACCUCUGCAGACACACUGUCACGCAUACUGGGGCUUGGGCAGGGGCUGACACAGGUGCAUGCAUGCACACCCAGAUGUGCUCGCCACAGCAAAGGCAGCAUCACACACCAGCACAACAGCUCUGGCACAGCAGCUCCAGCGCACAACACCCACGCAGCGCACACCUACACAAACAACGUUUCUUCCUCCUGACACGCAGACAAACAGACACACACACACACCCUGCGUCUACUCCAGGCUCCCACCCAUUGCUGUGAGUGCCUGGGGAGCUGAUGGGCUGUGGGGAGAAUACCCAUCUCUGCCUGCCCCCUCUGUGCCUCAGUUUCCCCAAGGACUAGGUUGUGCUGGGGAUAAGAGGGAGGAGUGUGUGUGGGACCUCCUAGCCCUCUUGGUAGCUGGGUGCCCUGGCUCAGUGAUGCUGUGCUGAGGUCUGGGGGGGAUACAAGAUGGUGGGUGGGUUCCUGCCAGCACACAAGGAGGGGCAUGUGUGCGUGGGGCACACAUGUGUGUACCUGUUAAGGGAGCACGUGCCAUGCUUAAGGCUAUAUGUGUACAAAAGGGGGUGUGUGCAUGUGCACCACAAGGAGUGUCUAUAUGUGUGCAUGCAUUAGGGUGUAUAUAUAUCCAGCUCUAGGCAUGAUGCUCUGAUCCACACACAGGGCUGGAGGGUGGGGGGAGCCAGGGGAGCGCACACACCUGUGAACACAGGCUGUGCAAAUUGGCACGCACAUGUGCCCAGCACCCCAAGGCACUGCCACCAAGUGGGACUGCAGGGGGCAGGGGCUGGCCGGGGGGCUGCGGAGGGCAGGCGCUGGUGAGUGCCCAUGCCCCAGCCCCGUGGGGGUGGGCAGCCAACGGGGCCUCGGCUAUUUCUUGGAAAUUUCGCAGCAUUCAUUUCAGUGCAAAUAAAAGCUGUCAUUGCCGGA
Strigops habroptila (Kakapo) is the source of this 5407-nucleotide messenger RNA. RefSeq names its product solute carrier family 12 member 9 (gene SLC12A9). The record is from RefSeq and is a predicted model, not a curated record. Gene Ontology annotation, molecular function: potassium:chloride symporter activity. The transcript is spliced from 13 exons. NCBI's taxonomy places the organism in Eukaryota, Metazoa, Chordata, Aves, Psittaciformes, Psittacidae. Bases 111 to 2810 code for a protein of 899 amino acids. Gene Ontology annotation, biological process: potassium ion homeostasis; chloride ion homeostasis; cell volume homeostasis. Gene Ontology annotation, cellular component: membrane.